AUGUCUUUCUUCAAGGGACUACUACUCGCAAAGAAAAAACUUUUUUCCUCUGCCUCUGCUGAAAGGCGGAAGAAGGAGAAGGAUUGUUAUUUAAAGAAUGGAAGUUGUGUGCUUGAGGAGCUUCUUGCUUUAUGCGACGGAAAUUGCAGAAUUCCCAUCCGGUACUACACUUCCAUAGAGAUCCACAAUGCAAUUAGACACUCUAAAACCACAAUAAUGGAGCUUGCUGAUGAGUCUAUGGUUACAGGAUCGCUAGACAACCGCCCCAUUUUAGUUAGGUUCAAUGAACGUACAUUCAAGAAUAUCCACCGAGAUAUAGCAAUUACUGCUCAGAUGAGUCAUCUGAAGAAUGUGUUGAGACUUGUCGGUUGCUGUCUAGAAUUUGAAGAAGCAGUUAUGGUGUAUGAAUAUAUUGAAGAUGAUCACGUCUCUGGGUUCUCCGCGAUUUCCGGUGAUUUUAGGCGUGAAGAAGACGAAAGCAAGGAACUACUACUACUCACAAGGAAAACACUUUUUUCCUCUGCCGAUGCUGAAAAGCGGAAGAAAGAGCAUGAUUGUUAUUUACAGAAUGGAAGUGCGGUGCUUGAGGAGCUUCUUGCUUUAUGCGAUGGAAAUUGCAGAAUUCCCAUCCGAAAGACAGCGUAUGAUAUUAUAGAUAGAGUGAAUUCAAAAGAGACAACAGAUAUUGAUGAAGAAGACUCUGUUGAAGAAGAUAACUUUAUGGAUUCUGUAAUUCUGGAAGAGACAAUAGAUUUUAAAAAUUUUCCAACCAAUUUUGUCGAUCGUUAUAUUAAAGAGAGUAAUGUAGUGGAUAUUGCAGAUCCUACUAUCUUAGAAGAACAUGGAAUUGAGAUUCAACAACAAUUGGAGGACUACUUGGAUCUCGUUAAGAAAUGCACAACUUUGAAAGGAGAUGAUAGACCAUACAUUAUUCAUGUCGCAAGGGAAUUAUGUUGA
This is a messenger RNA of Solanum verrucosum, 957 nucleotides long. RefSeq names its product serine/threonine-protein kinase ZRK3-like. Gene Ontology annotation, biological process: protein phosphorylation; cell surface receptor signaling pathway. The record is from RefSeq and is a predicted model, not a curated record. Gene Ontology annotation, cellular component: plasma membrane. Gene Ontology annotation, molecular function: protein serine/threonine kinase activity. The coding region runs from base 1 to 957 and encodes 318 amino acids. The transcript is spliced from 4 exons. Lineage: Eukaryota; Viridiplantae; Streptophyta; Magnoliopsida; Solanales; Solanaceae.